UAAUAAAUGAGUGUGCUGUGUGUCGCUUCGUACGUUUAUUUUUUUGUGUUUUCUAGUAAAUAAGAUUAAAUUGAUUUAAUUAAUGUUGUACAUGCACUCAUAACAUGCUUUCAUAUGUCGGGCUUAGCUGAAACACAAGUUUUGGUAGAGGAGGGUGGAAAUCAGAGUAGAAAACGUUCCCAUUCUAACAACGAACAGAGUCCGAAAAGAGCAAAAGUUGACGGUAUGAGUGCGGAAAAGAAAUCGAAUUUCUCCAUGUUGAAUCCAAAUGCGAAUGCUACAAUAAAGCUGACUUCAGCUUCCAUGAACAAGCCGGGGGCUGCGGCAAAGAAAUUAAUUAUAAAAAACUUUAAAAGUAAACCGAAUCUUCCAGAAAAUUAUCAGGAGACGACAUGGAGCAAAUUAAAGGAGGCAGUUAUAGCUAUUCAGACUUCUACAGCGAUUGCAUAUUCACUAGAAGAGCUUUAUCAGGCAGUUGAAAAUAUGUGCAGUCAUAAGAUGGCCUCUCAACUAUAUGUCAACCUUACAAAUUUAGUAGAAGCACAUGUUAAGUCCAAUAUAGAGCAAUUUUUAUCAGAAAGCAUGGAUCGUCAAGUGUUUCUGAAACGAAUGGAUGGCUGUUGGCGUGCCCACUGUCGGCAAAUGAUUAUGAUUAGAGGCAUAUUUCUGUACCUAGACCGAACUUAUGUAUUGCAAAAUCCAAGCAUACAUUCUAUUUGGGAUAUGGGUCUGGACUUAUUUAGACACCACAUAGCAAUGAAUACAUUGAUUCAGACUAGAACAGUGGACGGGCUAUUGUUAUUGAUAGAGAAGGAACGAGGAGGGGACUCUGUAGAUAUAUCCUUGCUCAAGAGUUUAUUGCGAAUGCUUUCAGACUUGCAAAUAUAUCAGGAUGCAUUUGAACAUAAAUUCUUACAAGCCACAGAGAGGUUAUAUGCAGCAGAAGGUCAGCGCUUGAUGCGGGAGCUGCCAGUGCCAGAAUAUCUUGCUCAAGUUGAAAAAAGGGUUAGGGAAGAGAAUGAAAGACUGUUGCACUAUCUAGAUCCAUGUACUAAGUGGCAACUGAUCCACUGUGUGGAGCGGCAGCUGCUUAGUGAGCACUUGACAGGCAUCUUGGGCAAAGGUCUGGAGUCGCUGAUGGAUGGGCCACGGCUCUCAGACCUCACCACACUCUACAAUCUGUUUAGUAGAGUUAAGGAUGGCCUCAAUGAACUAUGCAAACAUUUUAAUGCUUAUAUUAAGAAAAAAGGACGUACAAUAGUGAUAGAACCAGAGCGAGACAAGACCAUGGUGGGAGAGUUGUUGGAGUUCAAGGAGCAGCUGGACAACAUUGUGACCACCUGCUUCCAGAGGAAUGACAUGUUCUUGUACUCAAUGAGGGAAGCAUUCGAGUUCUUCAUCAACCAGAGACAGAAUAAACCAGCCGAACUUAUUGCGAAAUUUGUGGACUUAAAGUUACGUGCAGGCAACAAGGAAGCAACGGAGGAGGAGUUAGAACGGCUGCUAGACAAAAUAAUGGUGUUAUUCAGGUUUAUACAUGGCAAGGAUGUGUUUGAGGCAUUCUAUAAGAAGGACCUGGCGAAGAGACUAUUGGUGGGGAAGUCUGCCUCUGUGGACGCUGAGAAAUCCAUGCUGAGCAAGCUGAAGCAAGAGUGUGGAGGCGGUUUCACUUGUAAACUUGAAGGCAUGUUUAAAGAUAUGGAGCUGUCGAAGGAUAUUAAUGUUACAUAUAAACAGCACCUGGCGGCAACACAGGAGAGCUCCGGGUUGGAGCUGUCCGUGUACAUCCUGACGAUGGGCUUCUGGCCGAGCUACGGGCCGGUGGAGGUGCGACUGCCGGCGGAGCUCACGCGGCACCAGGACCACUUCGCCAAGUUCUACCUGGCCAAGCACUCGGGCCGGAAGCUGCAAUGGCAACCCACUCUGGGCCACUGCGUACUGCGGGCUCACUUCGCUCAGGGUAACAAAGAGCUGCAAGUAUCACUAUUUCAAGCGCUGGUACUUCUUCUCUUCAACGAUGGUGACAACCUGAGCUUUGAGGAGAUCAAGACAUCGACUAAUAUUGAGGAAGGCGAACUUCGUCGCACGCUGCAGUCACUGGCGUGCGGUAAGGCGCGUGUGCUGAGCAAGACUCCGCGCGGCCGCGAGGUGCAAGACGCAGACUGCUUCCUGUUCAACCAGGACUUCACCAACAAGCUGUUCCGCAUCAAGAUCAACCAGAUCCAGAUGAAGGAGACGAGCGAGGAACAGAAGGCGACCGAGGAGCGCGUGUUCCAAGACCGGCAGUACCAGAUCGACGCGGCCAUUGUGCGAGUUAUGAAGAUGAGGAAGGCGCUCUCGCACAACCUGCUCAUAUCAGAGCUGUACAACCAACUCAAGUUCCCAGUUAAACCCGCAGAUCUGAAGAAGCGUAUAGAGUCGUUGAUAGACAGAGACUACAUGGAGCGCGAUAAGGACAACUCCAACCAGUACAACUACGUCGCGUAACCUCUGUGUGUCGCCGUAUUCUGUGUGACCCACGCGCGUCCUCCGGUACGAUUUCUUGUCAUUCAACUCUUAUGCCAACUGCUCAGGUCAUUUGCCGUUAUUUGUUGUAUAUUUAUCUUACUGAUGGUGUUUCUAUAGAUAAUUUGUAUGUUUUCCAUAAUAUAGUUAAUUUGUUACAUUCAGCACUUAGUUCAUUGAAUCUUUUAAACUGAUUAUAAAGCGGUCAUACUAAACGGAAUCGAUAAUAUGUAUCACUGUAUGUUUUACGAGAAUGAAUAAAUAGAACUUAACUAUAAUUUAAUUUUAAAUAAGGCCGUUAAUAAAUAAUAUUUAAAGUA
Messenger RNA from Leptidea sinapis, 2825 nucleotides. It is a transcript of the gene Cul4, whose product is annotated as cullin-4A. The record is from RefSeq and is a predicted model, not a curated record. Gene Ontology annotation, biological process: ubiquitin-dependent protein catabolic process; DNA damage response; protein ubiquitination. Gene Ontology annotation, cellular component: Cul4-RING E3 ubiquitin ligase complex. Gene Ontology annotation, molecular function: ubiquitin protein ligase binding. NCBI's taxonomy places the organism in Eukaryota, Metazoa, Arthropoda, Insecta, Lepidoptera, Pieridae. The coding region runs from base 115 to 2487 and encodes 790 amino acids. The transcript has 13 exons.